ACAGAAGCAUACACAACUUGUCCAAAAUUUCAUUCAAUUUAUAACUAUAUAGAGAAUUUAAAAUAGAGAUUUUCCUACUUCAUGUAUUGGUACACCCGUAAAAUAGUGAUAUUAAACCAUACAUAAGCAACAUACUUCAGAUGACAAUAUUCUAAGAAAUGUGUUGUGUAUAUUAACCUUUACAGAAUAUGUUUUUGUAAUAAUAAGUAAAUAUAACUGAAAAUGUAUUCGAUAUGUAAAAAUACUCAUCCGGCUACAGGAGUAGAACAUGCGAUAACGUGUUAUUUUUUUAAUCGUACCGAAAAAUGUCUCGUUGUAGCCGGCGGGAAUAUUAUCAGAGUAUUUCGUUUAAUACCAGACGUGGAUAUAACAAAAAGAGAGAAAUAUACAGAAUCUCGUCCCCCAAAAAUGAAGUUAGAAUGUUUGGCUCAAUAUACUUUACAUGGUAACGUAAUGUCAAUGCAAGCUGUAACUCUGGUUGGAUCUCAGAGGGAUUCUCUUCUGUUAAGCUUUCGCGAUGCAAAGUUAUCUGUUGUAGAAUAUGAUCAAGAUAUACACGAUCUUAGAACAGUAUCUUUACAUUAUUUUGAAGAAGAAGAAAUAAGGGAUGGGUGGACAAAUCAUCAUCAUAUUCCAAUAGUGAGAGUAGAUCCUGAGGGGAGAUGUGCUGUAAUGUUAAUAUAUGGUAGAAAAUUAGUUGUAUUGCCUUUUAAAAAAGAUCCAAGUCUUGAUGAUGGAGAUUUAUUAGAUAAUUCAAAAGCAUCAUCUAAUAAAACCCCUAUACUGUCAUCGUAUAUGAUAGUUCUAAAGAGUUUAGAAGAAAAAAUGGAUAAUAUAAUAGACUUGCAAUUUUUACAUGGUUAUUAUGAACCAACACUAUUAAUACUGUAUGAACCAGUAAGGACAUUUUCAGGACGUAUCGCAGUCAGACAAGAUACUUGUGCUAUGGUUGCAAUAUCAUUAAAUAUUCAACAGAGAGUGCACCCAAUAAUUUGGUCUGUAUCAAAUUUACCAUUUGAUUGCUAUCAAGCAGUACCAGUAAAAAAACCACUUGGUGGAACAUUAAUUAUGGCAGUUAAUUCUCUUAUUUAUUUAAACCAAAGUAUACCACCUUAUGGGGUUUCUUUAAAUAGCUUAGCAGAAACUAGUACAAAUUUUCCAUUAAAACCACAAGAAGGAGUUAAAAUCAGUUUAGAAGGUUCUCAAGUUGCAUUUAUAUCUUCAGAUCGUUUAGUCAUUUCUUUAAAGAGUGGAGAAUUGUAUGUAUUAUCUUUGUUUGCUGAUAGUAUGCGCUCCGUUAGAGGUUUUCAUUUUGAUAAAGCUGCAGCGAGUGUUUUAACUUCGUGCGUGUGCAUGUGUGAUGACAAUUAUUUGUUCUUGGGAUCACGUCUCGGCAAUUCACUUUUAUUAAGAUUUAUCGAAAAAGAAUCAGAAAAUUCACAGAACAUGAAUGAAAAUGAAAUAACUAUUGAAGAAAAUGAAACUGAAGAAACUCCGGCGAAAAAGGUGAAACAAGAUUUUAUAGGAGAUUGGAUGGCAUCUGAUGUCUUAGAUAUAAAAGAUCCAGAAGAAUUAGAAGUAUAUGGAAGCGAAACGCAUACUUCUAUCCAGAUUACAUCAUAUAUAUUUGAGGUAUGUGAUAGUUUAUUAAAUAUUGGACCUUGUGGUAAUAUAUCUAUGGGUGAACCAGCUUUCUUAUCCGAAGAAUUUUCACAUAGUCAAGAUCCCGACGUUGAACUUGUUACAACUUCCGGAUAUGGUAAAAAUGGUGCCCUAUGCGUCCUUCAACGUUCCAUUCGCCCGCAAGUUGUAACUACAUUUGAACUACCAGGAUGUGAAGAUAUGUGGACUGUUAUUGGUGCAUUAAAUAAUGAUGAACAAGUGAGACCUGAAGCUGAAGGAUCUCACGCUUUUCUAAUUUUAAGUCAAGAAGACUCAACAAUGAUAUUACAAACUGGUCAAGAAAUCAAUGAAGUAGAUCAGAGUGGAUUUAGCACACAGGGGAGUACCGUAUUUGCUGGAAACCUUGGCGCAAAUAGAUACAUAGUACAAGUUACUCAAAUGGGUGUACGUCUUUUGCAAGGAAUUGAGCAGAUCCAACACAUGCCUAUAGAUCUUGGAUGUCCGAUUGUACAUGCAAGUUGCGCAGAUCCUUAUGUAUCAUUGCUUUCUGAAGAUGGGCAAGUUAUGUUAUUAACUCUCAGAGAAGGACGUGGAACUGCAAAACUACAUGCGCAAACAGCUAAUCUAUUAUUCCGACCCCAAAUAGAAGCAUUAUGUGCUUAUAGAGAUGUUAGUGGAAUAUUUACAACACAGUUACCUGAAAAUGUAGAAGAUGAAGUACCCGAGGAGGAACAUAACACCGAAGAGCCACCUAUCGUUGGUAAUAUUGACAAUGAGGAUGAUCUUCUUUAUGGUGAUGGACCAGCUUUCCAAAUGCCUGCACCAUCACAAACUAAAUCAUCUGAAGGGACAUCUAAAAGAGCUCCUUGGUGGCAAAAACAUUUACAAGAAAUAAAACCGACAUAUUGGUUAUUGGUAUAUAGAGAUAGUGGAACGUUAGAAAUUUACUCACUUCCAGAUUUACGUUUAUCUUACCUUAUUCGUAAUUUCGGAUAUGGACAAUAUGUAUUACAUGACAGUAUGGAAUCUACGACAUUACAAACGGCGCCAGUCAAUGAAAUUCCUAAUCCUGAAAUGCAGGUGCGUGAAAUUUUAAUGGUAGCUUUGGGUCAUCAUGGAAAUAGGCCAAUGCUUUUAGUGCGAUUAGAUUCUGAGCUUCAAAUUUAUCAAACGUAUAGAUACCCAAAAGGUCAUUUAAAAUUAAGAUUUAAGAAAUUAGAUCACGGAAUAAUUCCAGGAAAUUUAAGACCUAAACCGAAAGAAGAAGAUAUGUCUGCGAUGAACGAAACUCGCCAUUGUAUGAUGCGCUAUUUUAGUAAUAUUGCUGGAUAUAAUGGUGUGUUUAUUUGUAGUGAUUAUCCUCAUUGGAUAUUUCUCACAGGACGCGGUGAAUUGCGUACCCAUCCAAUGGGUAUUGAUGGUCCUAUUACCUCUUUUGCACCUUUCAAUAAUAUAAAUUGUCCACAAGGUUUUCUGUAUUUUAACAGAAAGGAAGAAUUAAGGAUAUGCGUUUUACCAACUCAUUUAUCCUAUGAUGCUCCAUGGCCUGUUAGAAAAGUACCGUUGCGAUGUACACCACAUUUCGUAACAUAUCAUCUCGAAAGUAAAACAUAUUGCGUUAUAACGAGUAUAGCCGAACCACUCAAAAGUUAUUAUAGGUUUAACGGUGAAGAUAAGGAAUUUACAGAAGAAGAUCGACCAGACAGAUUUAUCUUCCCGUCACAAGAACAGUUCAGUAUAGUAUUAUUUUCACCCGUUUCGUGGGAAACUAUUCCCAAUACUAAGAUCGAACUUGAUCAAUGGGAACACGUUACUUGUCUGAAAAAUGUAUCUUUGGCCUACGAAGGAACGCGGUCUGGUUUGAAAGGUUAUAUAGUAUUGGGAACAAAUUAUAAUUACGGUGAAGAUAUUACAAGCAGAGGAAGGAUACUUAUAUUUGAUAUAAUUGAAGUUGUACCAGAACCCGGUCAGCCUUUAACAAAAAAUCGAUUCAAACAAAUUUACGCAAAAGAACAAAAAGGUCCAAUAACAGCUAUCACACAAGUAUCAGGCUUUCUGGUCUCAGCUGUAGGACAGAAAAUCUAUAUUUGGCAACUAAAGGAUAAUGAUCUUGUUGGAGUUGCUUUCAUAGAUACACAAAUUUAUAUUCACCAAAUGUUAAGCAUUAAAAGUUUGAUUUUAAUAGCUGAUGUAUAUAAAUCGAUUAGUUUAUUAAGAUUUCAAGAAGAAUACAGAACAUUAUCUCUUGUUAGCAGAGACUUCAGGCCAGCAGAAGUGUAUACGAUCGAAUACCUCAUUGACAAUAAUAAUUUAGGAUUCCUUGUGGCUGAUGGUGAAAGCAAUAUAGCUUUAUUCAUGUAUCAACCAGAAUCAAGGGAAAGUCUCGGAGGGCAAAAAUUAAUUAGAAAAGCUGAUUUCCACUUAGGGCAGAAAGUCAAUACAUUUUUCCGUAUAAGAUGCAGAAUUUCAGAUCCUGCGAAUGAUAAGAAACAUUUUUCAGGUGCAGAUAAAAGGCAUGUUACGAUGUAUGCAUCUCUUGAUGGAAGUCUGGGUUACAUUUUACCUGUACCAGAAAAAACUUACCGAAGAUUGCUCAUGUUGCAAAACGUUUUGGUAACUCAUAUCUGUCAUAUUGCUGGUUUAAACCCUAAAGCAUAUCGUACUUACAAAAGCUACAUUCGAACUCAGGGUAAUCCUGCAAGGGGCAUUAUUGACGGUGAUUUAGUUUGGCGUUAUCUUUACUUACCUAACAAUGAAAAAAUAGACGUAGCGAAAAAAAUUGGAACACGUGUACAAGAAAUAAUCGAAGAUCUUACAGAGAUAGACCGACAAACUGCUCAUUUUUAAAUGUCUAUUCAGGAACCAUCAUUAUUGGAUAAAAGACUCAUUGAAGCAUUUGAUGUAUUUGAUAGUGCAAAAACAGGUGAAAUAGAUGU
Molecule: messenger RNA, 4559 nt
Organism: Megachile rotundata (alfalfa leafcutting bee)
Lineage: Eukaryota; Metazoa; Arthropoda; Insecta; Hymenoptera; Megachilidae
Gene: CPSF1
Product: cleavage and polyadenylation specificity factor subunit 1
Cellular component (GO): nucleus
Molecular function (GO): protein binding; nucleic acid binding
Source: RefSeq, a predicted model, not a curated record